UAGAAGGGUUGCACAUUUAAAGGGCCAGGCUGGCAUGGCCUGGGGGCUGGUUUGGCCAUGUGAAGACAAGAAUUGUGCCACCCAGAGCAGCAGAACGUGAGAAAAAUCAUCCUCGCUGCCCAAGAGGUCAAAAUUUUCCUUAAAACCCCUUUGCUUCUGCCCAACCUUUUGCCCUGAUUUUACAAAUUUGUGGUGAAAAUCCCAGGAGAGGCAGGUUCCACCUUUGAGGUUUCAAACCCAUCUCGGUGACACCUUUUUUAUGCAGGACAUCUCUUCAGAGGAGCUGCUGAGCGUGGGGAAGGGGAAGGAGAAGAAGAAGAAGGAGAAGAAGAAGCAGAGAGCAAAGGGAAAACGCACAAGUGGCUGUGGUUGGAGGGGUGAUGAUGUCACCGGGCUCAGUGGGAACACGGCGCUUUUAAAAAGCUGAAAGAAACAUCCUGACCCUCACUUGUCACAUCCCCACCCAGGAGCCACACACAGACACGCAGAGCCGAGUUAUCCUCAGCCAAGAAGGGGGGAAGAAGCUCCAUCCCAGCACAGAAUGCACUGGCAAAAAUCUUCUGCCCCAGACCAGCAGCCACAGCCUCGCCCCUACCAGGGCGUCCGAGUGAAGGAGCCCGUGAAGGAGCUGCUGAAGAGGAAAAGGGGGAAUGUCCAUAACUCCAGCACAACUGCAGCUACAACGGUUGUUUUGCCCCAUCAGCCAGUCCCUUCCUACUCACCCAUGGGCCAGCCUUGCCUCGACAUGGACGCUGCUGCCCCUGCUCUGCCUGGCCCGGAGGAAGGAGCUCUGGCCUCUGGGUGGAUCCCCCAGCCCUCUCCCAGCCCGCUGCAGCCCCUGGCUCAGUGGAGCCCUUACCCUGACUACGUGUCCCACGAGGCUGGCAGCUGUCCCUACACUGCAGAUAUGUACGUCCAGCCCGUGGGUCCCAGCUACACCCUGGUGGGACCCUCCUCCGUCCUCACUUACACUUCCCAGCCUCUCAUCACCAAUUUUGCACCCCGCAGCAGCGCCCCGGCCGUGGUGCCACCGCUGGAGGUGACGGAGCAGCAGCCGCCCCUGACCUACUUCCCGUGGGCACAGCCCCUGUCUGCCCUGCCAGCCUCCAGCCUGCAGUACCCUGCAGCCUCCUCCUCCUUCCCGGGGCCCCAGCUGCUGCCCGUGCCCAUCUCCAUCCCCGAGCCAGCCCCGCAGGAGCUGGAGGAUGCCCGGCGAGCCAUCGGCGCCCUGCCCAUCGAGAAGCUGCUGCUGGAAGAUGAAGACAAUGAUACGUACGUGUUAAGCCACGCUCUGUCUGUUGAAGGGCUUUAGGUUGCACAUCUGGGUCCUGCUCCUCAGCAGCUCUGUGGGUUUUGAGUAGGGAGGAGAAGCAGGCAGGGUGGGGUGGGAAUUUUAGCGCGCCGUGGUUUGUGCGUUGAGGGAAAUUUGCUUCGUUCUGGCGCCCAGCACAAGAUUCCUCUGCUGUUCCAGCUCCUGCUGCCUCUCCCAGGCGGGUCUGGAUGCUGCACACUUGUGCUCAGCACCAGCACCAGGUGAUUUUCACCCUCAUGGCCUCAAAAUUCAUUUGGUGAGGGUAGGAUUGUUUCUAAAUAUUGCCAAACCCCGUUCAAUAGGGUUGCUUUUGUGUAAAUGCCUUGUUUGUGUGUCUUUGACCUGUCCAGAGAGGAACUCUCACCAGAUUUAGGCCACUAGAAAAUGUUGAGAGGGGGCCUAAAUUGACAUUUUUCUCUCCUAAACUUUACUAUUCCUUUGGAAAUCAGGAAAACAUGAAGUGUAGCUUUGUUCUGCUGGUGCAGGUGGGUGCAGCAGUCUGAGAGAAAUGCCAGAGCAGUCGGAGAUCCCUGUUUGCAGAGCAGGAAUUCACACCCAGGUGUACCUGGAAGCUCUCCCCUUGUCUGCAGGUGUGGAGCAGUGGGUUGGGGUCGUGUUCUUUUAGCUGCAGAGGGGUUUGGGGCUCUGAAAUAUCCGGAUUUGGGGUGUGGGGCUGAUUUAAGGGCUGGCUGGUAAUGCACCCGUUGGACAGAUCCUGUCCCACUGAAAUCUCUGGGAGUUUGGUGUGAGUCAGGACUGCAAUCCAUGGCCCUAGACCAGGAGAACAUUGAGGGAUUUUCCAGAACCUGGAGUGCAGCCCGCCAAGGACUCCAUGGCAUUACUGUUACCUGGCAAUAUUUUCACUUUUCUGUAGCCUUUGAGUGCGAUGUGCUGAGCCAGGGAGCUUUAGUGACCUCUCCUUGGAAAGCUCCCGUGGCCCAGAGGUGCACACGAGUCCUUUAUGGCUUUCUGAUUUCCUUCCCUGGAGAAUGAGGAGCUUCACUUUUCCCUCUGAUGCAAGUGUAAAUAUUUUGGUUGAGGCUCAGGAAUGCCAUGCACAGGCAAAUAUAUUUCAGGAGAUACAUCCCCUUCAAACCCUGUUUAUUGUUUUCUUGACAAAAAAAGAGGCUCUUGGCUGGUGAACAAAAUUUCUCUGGGUUUUUCUGCUUUCUAAAGCCCAGGAUUGUUAGAUGAUUUUAAUAUUUGCAAGACUAACUGCAAAAUGAUUUCUAGUACUCUUUAUUACCUGGAGUCCAGUUGCCACCCAGGCAAUAUUUCAAGUGGCCUUACAGUUCAUGCCUGAGUGAGGUUUGAAAACCCAGGUUGAAAGUCUUAAAAUCUUUCCAAGAGUAGUUUUUAUUGAAUAUUGACAAAUGUGGAAGACGUGAGCACUAUAGAUCAUGUAAGUGAUCACAAAGCUGUUGGAAAAGAGCAGUAGUUGAGGUUUGCAUUGAAAUUAGUGGCUUAUAUUUGCAGAAAAACCCAGCAAAGAAAUUAAUUCGAAGGAGCUUAAGUCACCACUGCUUCCUCCAGUUUUAUGAAAUUCAAAGAUAUUCCCUAGGUAAGACUGGGAUAAAGCAGUUGUGAAUCAAGCCCGUGGUUGCUCUGAUUGCUUUUCAAUUCCUUUCACUCCAAUGUAUGUAAAUUCUGUGUGUGAACAUAAAACAAAGAUGAAACUGUUUCAUCAUUUCUUUCUGGGUUGUUCUGGUUAGAAAAAAAGACAAAUUCUUUUUUUUUUUUUUUUCAAUAAAGAUCUACAGUAACUUU
This is a messenger RNA of Taeniopygia guttata (zebra finch), 3079 nucleotides long. It is a transcript of the gene POU2AF1, whose product is annotated as POU class 2 homeobox associating factor 1. Gene Ontology annotation, molecular function: transcription coactivator activity; DNA binding; POU domain binding. Gene Ontology annotation, biological process: positive regulation of transcription by RNA polymerase II. Lineage: Eukaryota; Metazoa; Chordata; Aves; Passeriformes; Estrildidae. The record is from RefSeq and is a predicted model, not a curated record. Gene Ontology annotation, cellular component: RNA polymerase II transcription regulator complex.